Cuculus canorus (common cuckoo) is the source of this 3278-nucleotide messenger RNA. It is a transcript of the gene FOXN1, whose product is annotated as forkhead box N1. Gene Ontology annotation, molecular function: transcription cis-regulatory region binding; DNA-binding transcription factor activity, RNA polymerase II-specific. The coding region runs from base 216 to 2168 and encodes 650 amino acids. Lineage: Eukaryota; Metazoa; Chordata; Aves; Cuculiformes; Cuculidae. The transcript is spliced from 9 exons. Gene Ontology annotation, biological process: regulation of transcription by RNA polymerase II. The record is from RefSeq and is a predicted model, not a curated record.
CAAACGGAAGGGGGAGCAGAACUCUUUUUGCCUUGGCUCAUCUAUUUAAUCUGAAGUCCCCGAGGCUGACUUUGAAGAACUUCAAGCUGAGGGAAGGGGAAGGUCAGCACCUACAUCCCAUUCCUCGGCAACUCCUAUAGGUAUUUAUCGAGUGAAGAGCAGCAAGAGAAGGAGCCAAGAAGACACCAGGAAUUCCCUCCGAGGUGGAUUUGGUAAUGGUUUCACUACUCCAGGAUCAAUCUAAUAUUAAGUUUUCUUCAUCGGACGCUCUGGAGAGGGACCAACACGACCUCAUGAAGACACAGGGGGAUUCAAUAUCCCCAGUGCAGCAAACUGAUAAUCCCGGUUACAACUGCCAACCGUAUGAGUCAGACAGCAGGACGGAAAGGAAGAGUUCCGAGUCUUCUCACAGCCCCAGCCCUGCUUCCCCAGCCCAGGAUCCAAUUCAUGGGAGAUAUUCUACAAACCAAGUGAUUCACUGUGGCAAGAACAAAUUUAAAGCGUUUUUCAGUACCGAAAAAUUCAGACGGUACAGUUACGAGGAAAGUACUGUAGGAAACUACGACAGAUUCCUGAAGAGCAGCAGAAACCCCUUUCACCCUUACAAGAGGCAGAUCAGCGAAGACGUCUUCCAGGAAGCAAACCAAGCCCUCCCACCAGAAGGUUCACCCUUCAAAAAUUCUACAAGCAUUGAUGGCUUUGAGGGUUUAUCGGGAUCUACGGGUCCUGACGAGCCAGAGGCAUUUCCUACGCACAUUCCAAACAUCUCCACAGAGCAACCGUGGUGCAACAGCCUCCAAUACAGCAACACAGGUCAAGAACACAGUUCACAAGUCAUGCAGGAUUCAGACAUGAAGCUGAGGACGUCCCCACUGGAAGGGCAACCUGGUCUAUACUGCUAUCAGCCUCCAGUGCAGCAGAUGUAUUGUCCCUCGCAUCCUUUCCAUCAGUAUCCCUCAGGAGGCAGCUAUCCUGUGACUUACAUUACUUCUUCACACUACCCUUACCAAAGGAUUGCUCCUCAAAGCAGUCAAGAAUCCCAGCAGCCUCUAUUUCCCAAGCCCAUCUACUCCUACAGCAUCCUGAUCUUCAUGGCGCUCAAAAACAGCAAGACUGGGAGUCUGCCAGUCAGUGAGAUUUACAAUUUCAUGACGGAACACUUCCCUUACUUCAAGACAGCUCCAGAUGGCUGGAAGAAUUCUGUCCGCCACAACUUAUCUCUGAACAAAUGCUUUGAGAAAGUGGAAAACAAAUCAGGCAAUUCUUCUCGGAAAGGCUGUUUGUGGGCUCUGAAUCCAGCCAAAAUUGAUAAGAUGCAGGAGGAGCUCCAGAAAUGGAAGAGGAAAGACCCAGUUGCUGUAAGGAAGAGUAUGGCAAAGCCAGAAGAACUCGACACGCUGAUAGGCGACAAGAGCGAAAAGCUGAGAUCUUCCAUCAUGUCCUGCAGUCCAACUGGCCUUGCAAGCGCAACCAUUCCCAGACAGAUGGCAGUCCAAGCCCAUUCCUUAUGCGAGCCCUCCCUUUCCUCCGGGAUACCCCAGCCCUUGCACAGCAUCCACGCAUCAGGAGCUCUACAGGUCAAGAACCCACUACCGAAUUUGCUUGGGGGACAGCAGACGGCGUGCUACACAUCCCCACAGGGUUUUCCUCCGAUCUCAAGUACAUUAAUGCAACAGUCGCCUGCCCCUCAGACCCUGUUUCCUGCUGGGGAGGCUCAAAGUGAAGCCAGAACUCAGCCCAGCAUCACUCAGGAUUCUCCGCUGCCAGCACAGACCCCACCGAUGUGUGGUGGGAAGAUGCUGGCAGAGCAUUCGACGGCCAGGACAGUGCAGGACAACCUCAUGCAGGAGGGAGAUCUCAGCAACGACAUCGAUGCUCUUAAUCCAUCCCUGACUGAUUUUGAUCUCCAAGGGAAUCUUUGGGAGGAGCUGAAAGAUGACAGCUUGGCUGUGGAUCCCCUCGUUCUCAUCUCAUCGUCCCCAACGCCUUCCCAGUGCUUCCCUUCCCACUGCCAGUUGGACACCGGCACCAACGCCUCCGGCGGAGCCCCGCACAGCGUUCUACCCGACCUCCAGCUCACCACGCUCUACUCGGCCUUCAUGGAGUUGGAUACAGUGUCCCCUGCCUACCUAAGUAAUUCCGGAUCCAAACCUAUAGCGCUAAUGUGAGCCAUGCACCCACCUAAUCAGUGUUGUUAUUAUUUCAUCUAAACACAGUCCUAACCAUCACACACCCAUCUGAUUUAUGUCAGCUGAGACUGCCUCCAUCCCAACAAGAGUAACCUUCAUCCAGAACUCGCCUGCAGGAUAUGUAGCUUUAUUAUGUGAGUUUUCUACAGAUAUAUGCUAAAAAAAGUAUUUCAAGGACUAUUUAAAGAUAAUACUGUUCAUGGCUGAACCGGUCAACACCAUUUUAUUGAGCCACUCAUCUUCUGCAUCUUCCAGAAACAGCAAAUUAUUGACUUUUUUCUUCCCCCCUCUCCUAUUUUUUCUUGUAUUUCUUUCUUCCUAAAUGAAAGCUGCUUGCAAACAAACACAGAAGUCAAGGUAAACAGUAAUCUAAAUUAUUUCUUGGAGCCAAUGGUGUCAACAACAUCUGCCACAGAUAAGUAGGAAAAAAAUAAAACUCUGCAAAUUAAAACAUUUAUUAUCGCCUCGAAAGAAGUUGAGUUUUGAGAAACAAGGACAGAAACAGAAAAUUCCGCAAGUAUGAUUAGACAGAGGACUGGCUGCUGACAGACUGAACAGAAGCAACAGGUACACUUGGUGAAAGAUCUGAGUUUUACUGUGUUUAAAAAGAAAUAUAAAACUGUUUUUUUAAUAAAAAAAUGAAAAAAACUCAGUGGAAUUUUGACUUGGCCUGAAGUUAUUCACAUUCAUUCCUCUAUCUUCUUCCACAUCAGGUGGGAAGCAAGAUGAGUUAUUCAACCCCUAAAUCAAGAUUUCUCAAUAACGCUAACAAAAAAAGAGAACAAUAAUUGGACAGUUAAGCAAAUCCAAAGAGCGUUUCUAUUUCACCACCCACCUGACAUCCCACACACCCCACAGGGAUUAUUGUGAUGCUGAUCAGCCCUUGCAGUAGGACAGUGGAUGGUUCCUCAUACAAACUGAGCUCUGGCAUUGCUAGAGUUGGUUUCUCCAGGACAUCCUUCUCUCUCCGAUGUCAUGGAGUCGUAGAAUAGCUUGGAUUGGAAGGGACCUUAAAGGUCAUCUAGAUCCAACCUCCCUGCCAUGGGCAGGGACACCUCCCAGUGGAUCAGGCUGCUCAAAGCCCCAUCC